Messenger RNA from Mercurialis annua (annual mercury), 956 nucleotides. RefSeq names its product chaperone protein dnaJ 72-like. The coding region runs from base 285 to 806 and encodes 173 amino acids. The transcript is spliced from 4 exons. NCBI's taxonomy places the organism in Eukaryota, Viridiplantae, Streptophyta, Magnoliopsida, Malpighiales, Euphorbiaceae. The record is from RefSeq and is a predicted model, not a curated record.
UGGAUGACUUUUUUAAUCUUUUGUACUAAGUCGAGGGGGUACGUAAUUUCGGCACUGGUCUAUUCGGAACCGAACCAACCAAUGGUCAGCAGCCCUGCCGGCAAUGACUGCCUAGUGCUUAUUCCAAUUUUUACGAAAAAAGAAAUAAAAUUAUUCGGGGUUGUCUUCUUUGCGAAGGUCAUCUUCGGACAGCAAUAACUUUCAGGCAAUGAUUUUGGAAUUUUGUGAAGCUGGUCAUAGAGGGAUUCGUUUUCUGUAUUUGCGCCCGUAGUUGAUGAUAGAGUAUGGAUUGGUACAAGAUAUUAGAAUUAAAUAAGAGUGCAACGAAAGAAGAAAUUAAAGAAGCGUAUAAGAGAUUGGCUCUCACAUAUCAUCCAGAUAAGCAUUGCCAAUCUCCAAAGGCCGUGAGGGAAAGUGCGACUCUCAGAUUCAAACAAAUCUCUGAGGCCUACCAAAUUCUUUCUGAUGAUUGCAAGCGCGCUGAUUACAACAUUCGUUCCUCUGCUUAUAGUAGUACUAGUCAUGGCUAUGGCUAUGCCUAUGGACAUCAAUACAGUUCGCAUUCUUAUAACAGGCAGCAUAGAAAAGGUGGUUAUACUUAUGCCUCCAAGUUGGAUUCUGUUUUUCGCUUCUUAACGACGCGUUCUUUUCUUCUCAAUUUUGCCUUUGCUAGUGUUUUAAUUGGUGGGUGGAUGGUGAUAGAUAUGAGCGGUGAGGCAAUGUGGAAAAUACACAACUCUGGGAAAUCAUUUGAUGAAGCCAUGGUAUCUGUUGAAAAAGGGAAGGCAGAUAGGCAGAAGGGGUAACAACAAGUUCAUACUCUAUCUAUUCUAUAUCUCAUAAGUAUGUGAGGUUUGUUUGGCUACUUAGUUUUUCCAUUUUGUUAUUCCCAAACCAAAAAUCUAUUAGAUAUCUGUAUAUGAAGUAAAUAUAUGAAAAUUUAUACUUCACUUCCA